Zalophus californianus (California sea lion) is the source of this 432-nucleotide messenger RNA. RefSeq names its product chromosome 17 C19orf73 homolog (gene C17H19orf73). Lineage: Eukaryota; Metazoa; Chordata; Mammalia; Carnivora; Otariidae. The record is from RefSeq and is a predicted model, not a curated record.
AUGCACACCCGACGGGGGACAGCUGGCCCUAGCUGGGGGUCUGACACAGCCACGGCAGGUGUCUGGAGCUCCCGGGAAUGGGCCGAGGAGGAGGAUCGCCGCACGGGACGCGAGGGCUGGACCGGCGGUGAGGCGGGAGUAAAGGUUGGAUUUUAAGGCGGGGGCGGCUUCCGGAGACACGCGCUCAGGUUGGAAGGUGGGGUGAAUGCCGGGUCGGCGAGUGCACCUUGUUCUGCACCCCUGCGCCCAUCUCGGGAACUGCACGCGGCAUCCCCACCUCCCACGCUGAUGAGAGUACGGCCCGCAGGGCUCCCCUGGCGAACGAAGCUUAUGGUUCGCUCCACCCCGCCCACACAGAGGCCGCCCACCGGCUCUGCAGCUUCUCAGGACUCCUCUACAGGGCCCCAGCCUCCGCCUUGGAUUUAUGCCUAG